CUCUGGGAGAGGCCGUCACUGUGAGGACCGCGCUGCGCUGGGGAACUACUACAACUUCAUUCACCGUGGAUUUACGCAGCGGGGACGCAUGGCACAGCCGCGCUCACGCCACCGGGCGACGACUUUACUGAGUUCGUGCCACUUGUGAAGGCGCGCGCGGGGCGAGUUUGGGGUCUUUAUGGUGCGGUGUGACUGAGGGAAGCCUCUCCAAGCUGUGCGCACAGAGAUGGGGCGCAGAGCCGCGCUGGGCUGCUGCCUGCUGGCCGCGCUCUGCCUCCUCCGCGGCUGCUGGAGCGACAUCACGGUGGCGGUGAUGCUGCCGGACAACUACAGCAUGUACGCGUGGGCUCUGCCGCGCGUGCUGCCGGCCAUCCUCAUGGCGAAGGAGGAUCUGCACGGGAAGCACAACCUGCUGCUCGGCCACGACAUCAACAUCCUGAACUACAGCACGCAGGACCCCGCCGCGGGCUCGUGCGCAGAGAGCCGCGCGCAGGUGCUGGCCGUGGACGCGAAGCUCUACGUGCGCCCGGACGUCUUCUUCGGACCCGGUUGCGUGUACCCGCUGGCCUCCGUGGCGCGGUUCGCGUCCCACUGGAAGCUGCCGCUGAUCACCGCCGGCGGCCCCGCGUACGGGUUCGACGCGCGGGAGGAGUACCGGACCAUCGUGCGCAGCGGGCCGACCAGCACCAAGAUCGGGGACUUCAUCAACGCGCUGCACACGCAGUUCAACUGGACGUCGCGCGCCGUGGUGAUCUUCUACGACCAGCGGCAGGACGACCGGCCGCACUACUUCCUGUCCGAGGGGAUCUACCUGAACCUGAAGCAGGAGAUCAACGUGACGGUGGAGGCGCGACCGUACCAGAAGGAGCAGGACCACAAGGAGCUGGUCGGCUUCAUGAAGGAGAGCGGCCGCAUUAUCUACAUCUGCGGGCCGCUGGAGUCCUUCAUGAGCAUCAUGAAGCUGUUCCAGGAAGAAACCCCAGACCCAGAGAACUACUCCAUCCUCUACCUGGACGUCUUCGGUGAGAGCUUGUCCGACCGCAAGCCGUGGCAGAAGGCGAACUUUGACUGGGCCGACGCCGUCGAGGUCUUCAAGUCCGUUUUCAUCAUCACGUACCAUAACCCAGAGAACCCAGAAUACCUGGACUUCCAGAAGAGACUCCAUGCCAGAGCUCAGAGGGAUUUCGGUGUUCAUUUGGAGCCAUCAUUAAUGGACUACAUAGCUGGCAGUUUCUAUGAUGGCUUUCUGCUGUACGCCAUGGCGCUGGAGGACACGCUGGCGGAGGGCGGGGUGCAGAACGACGGCAUCAACAUCACGAUGAGGACGCAGAACCGCCGAUUCUGGGGAAUCACCGGACUCGUUACCAUAGAUGACAAAAAUGCGAGAAACAUAGACGUGGACCUGUGGUCGAUGACCAACCAGGAGACGGGAGAGUUUGGGGUCGUGGCGUACUUCAACGGAAGCAGUAAAGAAAUCAUUUGGUCGCAGACGGAGAAGAUCCACUGGCCCAGCGGUGGACCGCCGCUGGACAAUCCGCCAUGUGUGUUUUCCACAGACGACCCUUCCUGCAACGAUGGUCAGCUCCCCGUUCUGGGCAUCGUCGCCGUCGGUUCUGGAUUAGCGCUCAUCAUCUUCGGGAUCUCCAGUUUCCUCAUUUACAGGAAACUGAAGCUGGAGAAGGAGCUGGCUGGAAUGCUGUGGAGGAUUCGGUGGGAGGAUCUUCAGUUCGAAAGCCCCAAUAAAUACCACAAACGAGCCGGCAGCAGGUUGACCCUCUCACAGAGAGGAUCCAGCUACGGCUCCCUGAUAACUGCCCAUGGAAAAUAUCAGCUAUUUGCAAAAACCGGCUAUUUUAAGGGAAACCUGGUGGCCAUUAAACACGUCAACAAGAAGAGGAUAGAGCUGACCAGACAAGUAUUAAUGGAGCUGAAACAUAUGAGAGACGUUCAGUUCAACCAUCUGACCAGGUUCAUCGGGGCCUGCAUCGACCCGCCCAACAUCUGCAUCAUCACCGAGUACUGCCCCAGAGGAAGCCUGCAGGACAUUUUGGAGAACGAGAGCAUAAACCUGGACUGGAUGUUCCGCUACUCGCUGAUCAAUGACAUCGUGAAGGGAAUGAACUAUCUCCAAAACAGCUACUUUGGCUGCCACGGAAAUCUGAAGUCAUCUAAUUGUGUGGUGGACAGCCGAUUUGUUUUGAAAAUCACAGAUUAUGGUUUGGCUAGCUUCCGCUCGUCUUUCGAAAACGACGAUUCGCAUGCCCUCUAUGCAAAGAAGCUGUGGACAGCUCCAGAGCUGCUCAUAUACGAUCGGCACCCUCCUCAGGGGACUCAGAAGGGUGAUGUGUACAGUUUUGGCAUCAUCCUGCAGGAAAUAGCUCUGAGGAACGGACCUUUCUACGUGGAGGGCAUGGACCUCAGCCCUAAAGAGAUCAUUCAGAAGGUGAGAAACGGCCAGAAGCCGUAUUUUCGGCCAACGACAGACAACAGAUGCCACCCGGAGGAGCUGACCAUCCUGAUGGAGGGCUGCUGGGCCGAAGACCCGACAGAGAGGCCCGACUUCGGUCACAUCAAGAUCUACAUGGCAAAACUCAACAAGGAGGGCAGCACCAGCAUCCUAAACAACCUGCUGUCCAGGAUGGAGCAAUACGCCAACAACCUGGAGAACCUGGUGGAGGAGCGGACGCAGGCCUACCUGGAGGAGAAGCGGAAAGCCGAAAACCUCCUCUACCAAAUCCUCCCACACUCGGUGGCGGAGCAGCUAAAGCGCGGCGAGACGGUUCAGGCGGAGGCCUUCGACAGCGUCACCAUCUACUUCAGCGACAUCGUCGGUUUCACCUCUCUGUCUGCGGAGAGCACGCCGCUGCAGGUUGUCACGUUGCUCAACGAUCUGUACACCUGCUUCGACGCCAUAAUCGAUAACUUUGACGUCUACAAGGUAGAGACCAUCGGAGACGCCUACAUGGUGGUGUCGGGGCUGCCGGUCCGGAACGGGAAGCUCCACGCCAGAGAGGUGGCUAGCAUGUCGCUAGCGCUGCUGGAGCAGGUCAGAACCUUCAAGAUCCGACACCGACCCAACGACCAGCUCCGGCUGAGGAUAGGCAUUCACACCGGUCCGGUGUGCGCCGGCGUUGUGGGGCUGAAGAUGCCGCGGUACUGCCUGUUCGGAGACACCGUCAACACGGCGUCCCGCAUGGAGUCCAACGGAGAGGCCUUAAAGAUCCACGUUUCCUCCGCCACCAAAGAAGUGCUGGAUGAGUUUGGUUACUUUGACCUUCAGCUGCGAGGAGACAUAGAAAUGAAGGGUAAAGGUAAAAUGAGAACAUAUUGGCUUCUUGGGGAGAAGACCGAUGUGUACGUAAUCUGAGAGGCCUGCUGACGGCGCGGCUACUUUAUUUGUUCUAGAAUAAGUCCUUAACUGUGAUUUCCAGCGAAAACAGACAGAAACAGAGGGAAUCCCAGGUAUAUUUAUUACCUGCUUAACUAAACAAAACUAAUAAAA
This is a messenger RNA of Xiphophorus hellerii (green swordtail), 3502 nucleotides long. It is a transcript of the gene npr2, whose product is annotated as natriuretic peptide receptor 2. Gene Ontology annotation, molecular function: guanylate cyclase activity; ATP binding; peptide hormone binding. The transcript is spliced from 22 exons. Gene Ontology annotation, cellular component: plasma membrane. NCBI's taxonomy places the organism in Eukaryota, Metazoa, Chordata, Actinopteri, Cyprinodontiformes, Poeciliidae. Gene Ontology annotation, biological process: protein phosphorylation; cGMP biosynthetic process; intracellular signal transduction. Bases 227 to 3367 code for a protein of 1046 amino acids. The record is from RefSeq and is a predicted model, not a curated record.